CUCCCAAAGGGAGUGUGUGCAUUUCCUCCCGUUCUUUAUCAGAGCCUCCGAAAUAAGUAGGAAUGGGCAGUAGCUGUUCACAUCCAGCACACCUUUUCCAUUUGCUAAGGCACUGCCAGGCUGGGAGGGUGUUGUCCCUGCCUGACUCUGGAGAGAGGAGCCGCUGUGACCAUCCUCGGGCACUAUGAAGCUGCUUCAAGGCACCAUCUUUUGUCUUCUUCUGUCCAGUAUUUCUAGCGCUGAGCAAGACCCAGAAACCCCAUCUGCAAACACUUCACUAUCAACAACGUCUAAUGUAACUACCAUUUCACCAACAAUAAAUACCGCGACAUCACCAAAUGAUGAGAAAUCAACUGUUGAAAUAUCUACUGAAGGAACUAGCACCAAAAACAUCACGGAGACCAAGUUGAGUACUACAGAAGCAACAGUGAUGAGUCAAUCACUUUCAAGUGCUGUUUCCACAUCACAAAGCUCUGACUCCAAGACUGAGACUCAGAGUUCAAUCAAAGCAACAGAAACACCAGUUAACACUUCACCACCAGAAGCAUCAUCUUUCAGAACCAUUACAUUAUCCUCAAUGUCAGUUACAACUCCAAAAAACAUCUCCCCGUCUCAAGGCCUUGAGAAUGCAAAAAAUGCAAGCGCUUCUACAACCAGCCCCUCUUAUUCCAGUUUUAUUUUGCCGAUGGUUAUUGCUUUGAUUGUAAUAACACUUUCAGUCUUCGUUCUGGUGGGUUUGUAUCGAAUGUGCUGGAAGACAGACCCAGGCACACAGGAAAAUGGAAAUGAACAACCUCAGUCCGAUAAAGAGAGUGUGAAGCUUCUCACUGUUAAGACAAUUUCUCAUGAGUCUGGGGAACACUCUGCACAAGGAAAAACCAAGAACUGACAGCUUGAUGAAUCCUCUCCACACCUGGGCAAUAAAUAUGCUUACUCUUCAGCUUCAAUGCUCCAUGGGGAGAAAGCCCUGUGGAAUCAAUCCUGACUUCCAAUCCUGCUUGCCAGUCACCUGUCCCAAUGAAGUGAUAUCCAGAUGACAUGCGGUAGUAAUCUAACAGAAUCAGAAAGAAUCAUGCUGCUCCCCUGUCCUUUAGGAUGUGAAGAAACACAUUACCGCAUUUCAUAGGAAUACCAUAUUCCUAGGAGAGUGGAUUUUAGGAGGGGCAUCUGUGAGCAGUUAACCUGACAGACCAGCACGUGGUUUCACUGAUGAACUCUGUCCCUUGAGUUUAAAGUUUUCAGAACCAACAGUUUUCAUCCACGGAGACUUUUCUACUUUUUCAUUGGUCUUAUAUUACCUAACGUUUAUAUUUAUUGUUUUCCACUAUGUUAACACAGGGAAAAUUUGCAAGUGUAUUAUUAAAUAUUGGGUCAAAAUCCUGCCUUGCCACUUUGUACAUAAAGAUAUUUUAUUCGUACUUUCAUGUGUUGCUGUUAACAAAUAAUUACUGCACUCACCACACUAAAAA
Capra hircus (goat) is the source of this 1469-nucleotide messenger RNA. It is a transcript of the gene EMCN, whose product is annotated as endomucin. NCBI's taxonomy places the organism in Eukaryota, Metazoa, Chordata, Mammalia, Artiodactyla, Bovidae. Bases 185 to 889 code for a protein of 234 amino acids. The record is from RefSeq and is a predicted model, not a curated record. The transcript is spliced from 11 exons.